AACUUCCUGUAAUCUUUUUAGAGAUGUACUAAUUUUUUAAAGCUUUUAAAGGAAGUAAAUUGUGUUUUUGUAGGCAAGAUUUAAGUGCUUUGCAAGGAUGGAUUUCUAAUGUAUUUUUAAAAAGAAGAGCAAGUCUGAAGCCGAUAUCAGUAUGCGGAGGUAUAGAUUUCACAUGAAAAGAUGCAUCCCUAUUGCGACAUUUGGUGUUUUAUUAUUUUUGGUUAUCCAUGUAUAUGAACCACAAAUAUGGAGGCCUAACAUGGCAGCAGGACAAACUUCACGAGGAAUCCGAAUUGUGAAGAAACAUAUAUUUAUCUACACCCAAGUCGAGGAUAUUGUAUGUGUAAAUUUCAAAGGACGACUCGGAAAUCUUAUGGUUGAAUACGUAUUUCUGUAUAUAACAGCAAAGUUAAAAAUGCUAUACCCUAUUCUUCCAGAAAACUCAGAACUGGUUCAAGUGUUUAAUAUUCAAAAUACUACACUCUCGGCAAUAAAUAAAACCCCCAAGGCAUGUUCAAAACUACCCCUAUACAAAGAAAGAUGGGGACUGUCAUAUGACGAGAAGUUGCUCAGUGUCCCUCCUUCCAAAGGAGUGAGAUUUGAUGGUUACUUUCAGUCAUGGAAAUACUGGAUAAAAUAUGAAGAGGAAAUUCGGGAUAUUCUAACUUUCAAAGAACCAAUACGGAAAAAAGCUUACACACAGAUGAGAGAAAUCCUGAAUCAGAUGAAGUUUAAUGCAAGUAAAAAUAAUGUUGUUGUCAGUAUACAUAUCCGGAGAGGGGAUUAUGCAACAGCAGGACAUUUUAAAUACGGCAAACUCACACCAAAUGAAACUUAUUAUCAAAAUGCCAUGAAAUAUUUCAAAACAAAAUACCAAAAUGUAUUGUUUAUUGUUGGUUCAAAUGAUAUUGGGUGGUCUAAAAAGGCCCUUGCAAACGAAACAAGUGUUUACUACUCCACAGGGAAUUCACCAGCAGAAGACAUGGCUUUGCUUUCUCUGGCUAAUCAUACCAUCAUGUCGGUAGGAACUUUUGGCUGGUGGAUUGGAUGGAUGGCGCGAGGAACCAGUAUAUUUUAUAAGAACAUCUUCAGACCCGGAUCAGGUUUUGCCAAAGAAUUCCGAAAUAAUUCCAUUGAUGAUUUCAUUUAUCCUGGGUGGAUUCCAAUGGAAUAAAAAUGAAAUAUAUGUAAAAUACUAUUACUUAUCAUGAAGAAUAAAAUGAAGGAUACAAUGAUCCAUCAAAUAAAAAAGAUCAAUUAACAAAUAUAUCGAAUAUGUUUGACGAUGUUAAAUCAUUAAAUUACUUUAAAAGU
Molecule: messenger RNA, 1314 nt
Organism: Saccostrea cuccullata (small rock oyster)
Lineage: Eukaryota; Metazoa; Mollusca; Bivalvia; Ostreida; Ostreidae
Product: galactoside alpha-(1,2)-fucosyltransferase 2-like
Exons: 3
Coding region: 152-1174 (340 amino acids)
Biological process (GO): carbohydrate metabolic process
Cellular component (GO): membrane
Molecular function (GO): galactoside 2-alpha-L-fucosyltransferase activity
Source: RefSeq, a predicted model, not a curated record